AUGGUUCAGGCGGCAGGUGUCGAAUGGCAUGAAUUUUGCGUUUGUAAUUUCAAGAAUCAAGAUAACUGUUGCGGAAGAAUUCAUCUCCAUUCGUCAAACAGGGAAAAACUCGAAUUAACUCGUCUACUUUACGAGCGAGGUUGGAUCGAUGCAGAGACUUUUGGCACGGAGCUCGUGGAACGUGGCCAAGUGACAGCAAUCACGUGGAACGAGGCGCCUUUCUCGUUUCACCUUCGCCUGCCGUUGCACGCCCUCCCUUUUCAGCGAGAGCCUCGCUGUGCUCGUCCCCGACGUUUUGACGGUUUAUUACUGUCAUGCCUCUCUAUUAAUGAUUCACUUUCAGUCUUGCGAUCGACCGUCGUCGGAGGCGUGGACCGAUUCUUGGGCUUCCAUUCACAAUCAGAUAAUCAAGGCCUUGAUGGAUUGGGAUGA
Molecule: messenger RNA, 432 nt
Organism: Marasmius oreades (fairy-ring Marasmius)
Lineage: Eukaryota; Fungi; Basidiomycota; Agaricomycetes; Agaricales; Marasmiaceae
Exons: 4
Coding region: 1-432 (143 amino acids)
Source: RefSeq, a predicted model, not a curated record